GGGGCCCGCCGGCGAUGAGGCACGAGGCGCCCAUGCAGGGCCAAACUGUACUGAAGAGAGAACUCAAUGUGUUUCGUUGGAAGUGAUACUUGUUUAAUAUAUCCAUUUAAUACUUGAGAAAAGAACUUUGUCAAAAUAAAGAUGUCAUCCGUUCAAGAUUCCAAAUAUGGCCAGAAAGAUACAUCUGACCAGAACUUUGAUUACAUGUUCAAACUGCUUAUUAUCGGCAACAGCAGUGUUGGGAAAACCUCAUUUUUGUUUCGAUAUGCUGAUGAUUCCUUUACGUCUGCAUUUGUAAGCACGGUUGGGAUCGAUUUCAAAGUAAAAACAGUUUUCAAAAAUGAAAAAAGAAUUAAGCUACAGAUUUGGGACACAGCAGGACAGGAGAGAUACAGAACAAUUACCACAGCUUACUACCGCGGUGCAAUGGGCUUCAUUUUGAUGUAUGACAUCACAAAUGAAGACUCUUUCAAUGCUGUGCAGGAUUGGUCAACUCAAAUCAAAACAUACUCUUGGGACAAUGCCCAGGUUAUUUUGGUUGGCAACAAAUGUGACAUGGAGGAUGAACGAGUAAUCUUCACUGAGAGGGGCAAACAUUUAGCAGAGCAACUUGGGUUUGAAUUUUUUGAAACAAGUGCCAAGGAAAACAUUAAUGUCAAGCAGACAUUUGAGCGACUUGUGGAUAUCAUCUGUGACAAAAUGUCAGAAAGUCUGGAGAUGAAUCCCACCAUUGCUGCCAGCAACCAGAAUACACGGCUAAAGGACACCCCUGCUCCACAGCAGCCCAACUGCAGCUGUUAAUGCAGCUAUCAGCAAAGGCUCCAGUGUGUUCCAUUGCCAACAGAGUUUUUCAGAGUGUUUAUUAAUAGUCUAUAUGCCUUUAUUUAUACUGUCUUAUUAAUUUAUUUGGGAGAACAGUCUUAUUUUAUGUCAGCAGCAGUUUGAAUAUGCAUAUGGAGAUGGAGCAAUUCUUAAUCUGAAAGGAUGAUCCAUAUUUUAGAAUCUAACUUUUGCAUGCAGCCUGGCUAUUAAUUUCUCUUUUCCUUUUAGUGUUUUACAUAACAAUUACUUCAGCUGGUGCCAUGUCCUCAGACCACAGUUGUCUAGAAUUGUCUCUCACUUCAUCACUUUCAAGUUAUCUAAUGAAAUCCAUAGGGUAGUGACCAGGGAGUUUUAGAAUAAGCCUCCCGAUGCCACUUAUAUAUUCUCCUGACUGAAAAUGAAUUUAGAAGUAUGCUUGUAGUGAGACAAUCCCUCAUUCUGUCCAGGUCAUUUGUAUAAGGGACACUUCCUGUAGCACAUUACCUUGGCAAAUCUACACUCAAUAUGUUACACAUCCUGGCUGACUGGAAACUGCAGAAGUUAUAAAGAAGUUAGUUCCUGGACCCAAAGCCACCAAAAUUCUCUGUGAAUUUCCAGUUGGACGGUAAUCAGUCCAGACCCUCAGAGAUAAUAGGUACUUUAUCCUGUCUGGAUAGCUAGUGUGUUUACUUUUCCAUAGGAGCUGCAUGUCUAUCUAAUAACUUUCUGAAACUAGGCUUAAUUUCUCAUUCCAUCAUUAUGGAGAUCCCAGUCUUACCUACCCCAAUAGUGGAGGGCUGGUUAACUCUUUCCAUUUCUGUGUGUGAGAUAUUAACCACAAAGUUCUAUAUUAUCCCUGACAGAGCCAAAUCCAUUGUGCUUGGUUGUUCAUAGCCAAGAAUUUCCUUAUCAUGUUGCUGUCAAACCUCCAUGCUUUGAUUUUCAGGAAUUUAAUCUCCCGUUCAGUCACUGAGACAGCCACCACUGGCUACAAACACCUGUAUUUUACUUAGACCUAUUGCAGAAGUGCUGAUGGUGUCAGUGAACUGAAGUUUGACCUCAUUUUUUCCAUCUAUUUUGGCAAGAGAAUUGGAAUUUUUAAAAGUGUAGGAGUAAUAAAAAAUUGUCAAGAACAUUUCUAGUCUUAGGCUGAAUACAUUAAUAAGAUGAGCAGAAGGCUGUGAAGAUAGCAGAAUAAAGUACACAAAUUAUUUUUAAUAAAGUGUUAAAAUAGUCAUAUUUCACAGUUUUUACUCCUUUAAGUAAUUGCUUACAUCUGUGUCCCGGAGUACUUUGUACAACUGCAUUACUUGCAUUACAAUGACAUUUUUUAACUAAACAGCAUAAUUGAAGAAGCAUUGACUAUUUUAUUAUUCCAGUUAGACAGAAUUUAGUACAAGGCUGACAUUUCUUAAACCGUCUGCAGUGGGAAAAUGAAAACAUAUAAAAAAACCCAGAAGUAACACAUGGUACUUGAAAUGGCUCACAACUGUAAAGAAAUCCCUCUACACACUUUACGUCAUUUGAAGGUAAUUU
This is a messenger RNA of Manacus vitellinus (golden-collared manakin), 2337 nucleotides long. It is a transcript of the gene RAB3C, whose product is annotated as RAB3C, member RAS oncogene family. Bases 142 to 801 code for a protein of 219 amino acids. The record is from RefSeq and is a predicted model, not a curated record. Gene Ontology annotation, cellular component: plasma membrane; endosome; synaptic vesicle. Gene Ontology annotation, molecular function: GTP binding; GTPase activity. Gene Ontology annotation, biological process: protein secretion; regulation of exocytosis; protein localization to plasma membrane. Lineage: Eukaryota; Metazoa; Chordata; Aves; Passeriformes; Pipridae. The transcript is spliced from 6 exons.